Molecule: messenger RNA, 2679 nt
Organism: Anarrhichthys ocellatus (wolf-eel)
Lineage: Eukaryota; Metazoa; Chordata; Actinopteri; Perciformes; Anarhichadidae
Product: NADH dehydrogenase [ubiquinone] flavoprotein 1, mitochondrial-like
Exons: 10
Coding region: 296-1711 (471 amino acids)
Biological process (GO): mitochondrial electron transport, NADH to ubiquinone
Cellular component (GO): respiratory chain complex I
Molecular function (GO): NADH dehydrogenase (ubiquinone) activity; 4 iron, 4 sulfur cluster binding; NAD binding
Source: RefSeq, a predicted model, not a curated record
AAAGUCCCUUAUGAUAGCGUCUAUUAGUGGUCCUGAUACUCAACAAUUAAGUGCACGCACCUGUGAAAGAUUGGGUAACUGUUGGGAGCCCCACGGGCAGCUGGGAUAGGAUGUGACGUAGUUCGUUAGUUAAUCCUCUUAGUUUUUAAUUAAGCUGAACCAGCAGGCCCACACUGGAGCUCUGUUUCAGGAAUCGAUUUGAUUGCACUGGAAGUCAAACGGAGACUGUGGGCAGAAAAGGCUUUGGGGGUAUAAACGUGUUUAAAGAGGGUUGGAGGUGUCUGUCUCCUGCAGGAUGCUGCCUCGGCGGAUGCUGUGGGACGCUGUGGCGCGUCAUGUCGCUCCGCGUCUGACCUACAGCACUACAUCCCAGUCGCAGGUGAAGCCAAAAAAGACCACAUUUGGUCCUCUGAGUGACGAAGACAGGAUAUUCACCAACUUAUAUGGCCGGCAUGACUGGAGACUCAAGGGGUCACUCAGACGAGGAGACUGGUACAAGACAAAGGAGAUCAUGCUGAAGGGAUCGGGCUGGAUCUUAAAUGAGGUGAAAAUCUCAGGGCUUCGUGGCCGAGGAGGAGCAGGCUUCCCCACCGGCAUGAAGUGGAGCUUCAUGAUCAAACCAAGUGACGGCAGACCUAAGUACCUGGUGGUGAAUGCUGAUGAGGGGGAGCCUGGGACAUGUAAAGACCGUGAGAUAAUGCGUCACGACCCCCAUAAGUUAAUAGAAGGCUGCCUGAUCGCUGGGAGAGCCAUGGGCGCUCGUGCUGCGUACAUCUACAUCAGAGGAGAGUUUUACAAUGAGUCCUCAAAUCUGCAGGUGGCUAUUAAUGAGGCAUACAAAGCAGGGCUGAUAGGUAAGAACGCCUGUGGCUCUGGGUUUGACUUUGAUGUGUUUGUGAUGCGGGGGGCCGGGGCCUACAUCUGCGGGGAGGAGACGGCCCUCAUCGAGUCUCUUGAGGGCAAACAAGGGAAACCCAGACUCAAGCCGCCAUUUCCUGCAGACAUAGGUGUGUUUGGAUGCCCAACGACAGUCUCCAAUGUGGAGACGGUUGCUGUGGCGCCCGCGAUCUGUCGUCGAGGCGGCGCUUGGUUCGCCAGCUUUGGGAGGGAGAGGAACUCUGGGACGAAGCUGUUCAACGUCUCCGGUCACGUGAACACACCAUGCACGGUGGAGGAAGAGAUGUCUAUUCCUCUACGGGAGCUAAUAGAAAGACACGCAGGAGGAGUGAGGGGCGGCUGGGACAAUCUAUUAGGAGUGAUCCCAGGGGGGUCCUCCACUCCCAUCAUCCCUCAGCAUGUGUGCGAUGAUGUUUUGAUGGAUUUCGAUGACCUGGUCCGUGCAGAGACUGCGCUGGGAACAGCUGCCGUCAUAGUCCUGGAUAAAUCGACUGACGUGAUCAGAGCCAUCGCACGGUUGGUUGAGUUCUACAAACACGAGAGCUGUGGCCAGUGCACCCCCUGCAGAGAGGGAGUCGACUGGAUGGAUAAAAUAAUGUGGAGGUUUGUUCGAGGAGAAGCAGCAGCUUCAGAGAUUGAUAUGAUCUGGGAGCUAAGCAAGCAGAUAGAGGGACACACCAUCUGUGCCCUGGGGGAUGGAGCAGCUUGGCCCGUGCAGGGACUGAUCCGCCACUUCCGGCCGGUCAUGGAGAGCCGCAUCACUCAGUAUGAGAAGAAAAACCCUCCAAGAGAGCCAGCGAUCGAGAUGAUCUGAAACUGUGCAGGUGUUCAUGUCAGCAUUCAGUCCUUCAUAACAGCAGUAAUAGCUCAUUGUGUUAUACGGCACUGUGUAGCAGGGUUACUGCUUAAAAAUAAAUGUAUUUCAAGUUCAAAUUCAUCAUCAUUGCAAAACCUUUACAGGCCGCAUGUUUUUCAGAAAUGUCCAUAAGAGAAUGAGUGGUCUAUUAUUUGUCAUAUAAAUUCUGCAGCAAGGUUGUCACUCGAUCCACGAUGUGUUUCAGAAGGCAGAACUGUUGACAGCUAAUUAUUUGGCUUGUGAUGACAUAUGGCAAAACAGACUUAACAUGGUAGAAUAUAGGAAGAAUCACAAGCUCAAACACUGCAAUAAAUUAAGUUUAUUUAUUUCAUAAAAGCAUGAAUAAAUCCAAUAGCUUUACUACGUAUUAGUCCAAUAUGAUCUGUACAAAAAGAUCAGAAUAGGAAAGGAUGAUGUCAGUGACUUGGAAAAGGGGACAAAGUACAAAAAGCUGUACUAGGGAUUAAACGAAAAGUGGUCAGUGAUCAUUGCCUUGUGACAACACAAUAUUCAAAAACUUCACCUGGCAUCUGUUUUCAAAUCAAACUGGAGGCAGAAUGUCGCUCAUCUGACCAUCUAUACAUCCACAAAAUAGCUUGAGUAUCAGUCCUGCAAAUGUUCAUCUUCAAACUAAUGUGUGCACCAAAAGAAAAAGUAACAAAACAUAAAUUAGUCCAUUUGGACCGAAGCACUAAGAUUAUGCUGCAACCAACACGUAGCUGUUAAGAGUCAUCCAUGUGAUGAGUGAUGGAGAAACACAGGCUCAGUUUGGGUGAACAUCUUGUAAGACUCGGCACAAAGCACUGAGGGAGUUUGGAGUUUUUCCUGUUUUAGGGUGCCAUCCAGAAAGGCAUAGACUGCUGCUGCUGUGGCUGUGUUUUAGCUCGAGUGGGUGGUGGAGGAGGGCAGCGGUAGCCCUGUGCCCA